AUGAGGGUAGCUUCUAAGGUGUCUUCCCAUUGCUCUGGUGAUCACCAUGUCCCUAAAAUCGAAUUGACCCGAACACCUCCAACGGUGGUGCUACCUACCUCUCAAUGGUGGGAUGGCACUACUUUAAAGGACAUUUACACAGACGAAUUCCUUAGGGACAUUAUGAUGCCUGUGCGAAGGAAUACUAUCCGGUUCAACUUUGUUCGUUCACCUGAGUUGCUUGAUGAGUUGGUUAGCAGAAUUCCAAACACCACUUCCUUCAUUCAGAGGCAUGGUUCUCUUCUCAGUUUAGUCACUGCAAAACGGGAUCAACAGUUGAUGAGUGUUCUGACCCAAUUCUAUGACCCUCAGUACCAGUGCUUCACCUUUCAAGACUUCCAGCUGGUCCCUACCCUGGAAGAGUUCUCUAAUCUGCUUGGUAUCCCUAUCUUGGAUCAGACUCCCUUUACUGGUUGGGAAAAGACCCUCAGGCUUGAGGACAUUGCUGCAGCUCUUCCUUUGACCCAUCAAGAGGUAACAGACAACUGGGUAACUAGAAGCGGAGUUAAGGGUUUCUUGGCCAAGUUUCUGAUUGGUAAAGCUAACAGCUUCUGGAAUGACUUGGACUUUAGGGCAUAUGAAGACAUCUUGGCUCUCCUAAUCUAUGGGUUAGUCCUGUUUCCUAAUCCUGACAACUUCAUCAAUGUCACUUCCAUUAGGAUCUUUAUGUCUCAGAACCCUGUGCCCACUCUCUUGGGUGACAUCUUGCAACAACUUCAUGCCCGUACUACCCGAAGACGAGGAACCCUAUGGUGUUGUAUCCCUUUGUUGGUGAGGUGGUUUAUUUCGCACCUCCCUAAGUUAGUACUGAAAAACCAAGAAGGAAGAGGUUGGGCUCACAGGUUAAUGUCUCUCACCGAUAAAGACAUCAUUUGGACUUGCAGAGGUUUGGAUGAGAUAGCUAUUAUUGAUCGAUGCGGGGAGUAUCCUAAUGUUCCUCUGAUUGGUACUCAAGGAGGGAUCUCUUACAAUCCAUGUCUAGCACUCCGUCAGUUUGGAAGAGCAAGAAGAGCAGGCCCCCAUGAGAUGUUGGUGCCUCACAUCAGUUUCGAGUUUCAGGUGGAUAGUGACGAGCUGCGUCGUAGGUUCAUCAAGGCUUGGGACAAGGUUCAUAAAGCUGACCCACAAGAGCUAGGGCCAAAGACUUCUUUACCUAUGGAAGCCUACUACAAAUGGGUCCGCAUCCGUGCUCAGAAGUUAGGUAUGCCGUAUGAAGCUGUCAGACCCGUCGUUCUUGAGUGUCCUGAUAAAGAUGGUGUUCCUCCAACUGUCCUUCCUCCUCAGGUACCUACUGAUUAUGAGACAUUGAAGAGAUCUUGGUCGCAACUGCAAGAAGAACGGGAUUCUUACCGGGAAAAGUUCAACGAGCAGGAAUCAAAGAUCCAGAAGCUGACAAAGCAGUUGGAGAAUGAGAGAGCCCUGAAUGCCUACCUCCGUACUGAGAAGAGGAGACCAUGGGAUCAAUGA
Molecule: messenger RNA, 1506 nt
Organism: Vicia faba (fava bean)
Lineage: Eukaryota; Viridiplantae; Streptophyta; Magnoliopsida; Fabales; Fabaceae
Source: the annotation of a GenBank genome assembly